AUGAAGUGCCUCUCACAAGAUAAAUUAGGAACGAAGAAGAUGAAAUUAUUAGUCACCCAGACCUCGAUAGCAUCUGUUGUCCUCAUAACAAUAAUAUGUUUCUCUUAUAUGCCUAAAAAUCGAAUAUCUACUGACCUGCAAGCAACACAUCCAUACAUAUAUGCAUACAACGAAAAAAUAUCCACAUCCUUAUAUGAUAUACAUAAUGAAUACACCAAUGUUUUGAAACCAUAUUGUAUAGAAAAAUAUUCGACUGCUUUAUCCUGUACCAAGGAUUUAUAUGCUAAUUCAAAAAUUGAAUCAUAUUGUAAUUCUACAUGGGAUCAAAUAAUGGAAUAUUAUCAUAUGCUCAUGGAUAAGAUUGUUUUACCAAUCAUGAAAAGUAUUUUACAUUUCAUGAAGACAAAUAAAUUAUGCUGUAAAUGUCAUCGUAAAUUAGGUCCCAUUUUACAACAUUUAAGAAUAAUAUUAUAUUAUUCUAAAUAUUAUUCGAAGAUAGCUAAGGAUAAUAUCAAUCAAAGUUUCGAAGAUUUGAAAUCAAAAUUCAUUGUCACUGAUCCAAACGAAUGGAUGACUAAUAAUGGUACUUUCAUUGAUUUAACAACGAAGACUAAUUUUGAAUAUAAUGAAGAGGAGGAUGAAGAUGUUGAUGACGAAGAUAUCGAUCAUCUCUUACCUGUUAAAGAUUCUAUUAUUAUUAAUGAUAAUGAAGUUAUUAUCCCCUCAAAUAGAUUAAGUCCACGUCAAUUAUACGAUUAUAAGAAAGAUUUAAUGAAUAAGAAAAAUACACUUGAUCUGGACGAUAUUAAGGAAAGACAAAUAGCAUUAGAAAAUGAAUUUAAUGCUUGGAGUAAAACGAUCACUACAAAAACCGCCAAUGUGGUGAGUACGUUUCAAAAUGAUAUCAAAUUUGCAGUUCAAUCAUAUCAAGAAAGAACUCAUUCAUUAAUCUCUGAUAAAUUGAAACGUAUCUCUGAAUUAAUAGAGGUAGCUGCUAAAGAUCUUGAACAAUAUAUUGCAAACAUUCAUUGUGUUUCUAAGAUUGAUGCUACAUCUGGAGAAUUGAUUUACUUUGAUAAAUCAGGUGAAUACCAAUUAGCAGAAUAUAUUACACGACCUUUAUUGGAUAAAAAAUUUAUAAAUAUCAGUUCCACUACUGAAAUGACAAUUAAAGACAUUGAAGAUAAUAUUUUAAAUCCAUUUGGAAAUAAUAUAAAUGAAUUAUAUAAAAAGAUUCAUUGCGAACAUAUUGAAGUCUAUGAAGAAUGGGGAGAUGUAAUGAUUACAGAAUGGUCUCAUAGAAUGGCUCAAUUAGAUAUCAUUGCUGAUCAAAUAUUAGAUGAUCCAUUGUAUGAAAACUCCACUAGUAAAUGGCAAUUUUUCUUACAAUUAAAGAAAUUGGUGAUUGCCACAAGAGAUAUAUUAAUUAAUGAAAAAUUUAACAUGGAUGAGCAAAUAAAUGAUUUCAUAACUGAUAUGAAACAUCUGAUAGUUGGUACACAACAAAUGUGUAAUGGUACGUUACAAAGACUGCGAUACUCAGCAGACGUAGAAUUUAGUGAACGUGAGAAUCGAGAACGUGAAGAAUCAUUUAAAGAAUUCAAAGAAAAAGUUGUGACAAAUGAAAAUCUCUUGAAUAUCGUUGAUAAUCAUGAUAAUAUUGAAACAAUUAAUGGUAAAGAGAAACUUGCAGGUGACAUGAAUGGAGCUACGAUACUUGACUUGGAAGAUGACGCGCUGGAUGAUGAUUACAUUGACCAAAUCGGUAAAAAUUUACUAUAA
Naumovozyma dairenensis CBS 421 is the source of this 1782-nucleotide messenger RNA. It is a transcript of the gene OSW7, whose product is annotated as Osw7p. NCBI's taxonomy places the organism in Eukaryota, Fungi, Ascomycota, Saccharomycetes, Saccharomycetales, Saccharomycetaceae. Bases 1 to 1782 code for a protein of 593 amino acids. The record is from RefSeq and is a predicted model, not a curated record. The transcript has a single exon.